Ilex paraguariensis (yerba mate) is the source of this 916-nucleotide messenger RNA. The record is from the annotation of a GenBank genome assembly. Lineage: Eukaryota; Viridiplantae; Streptophyta; Magnoliopsida; Aquifoliales; Aquifoliaceae.
AUGACCACCAAGGCCCAUUCCUCAACUACUCUCUUCCUCUUUCUCAGUCUUCUCUUCUUUGUCAUAGCUAGAGGUCGAGCUCCUAGUACCAACCCUGCUUCAGCACCAAUGGCUAGUCCCACUGGUAAUAAUUCUUCUCCACCGAUGCCUAGUUCUGCUCCACCACCCGCUUCCACAAGCAAUAAUUCUACUCCACCACCUGCUUCCACGAGCAAUAAUCCUACUCCACCCACUUCCACGAGCAAUAAUUCUACUCCACCUGCUUCCCCGGGCAGUGUCUUACCUCCAUUGAUGCCUAGUUUUGCUCCACCACCUCCAUUAAUGACUCCAAACUGUAACUGCACCAUUGACCCUAGAAGACUAGCCAUCUGUUCUCUCCCUCUUUACGGUGUAUCUCACUCGGCUGCUCAGCAAGCUUGUUGCCUACAAUUGCGUCUCCAUAGUAGAGCUGAUGCUUAUUCCUGCAUUUGCAAAGCCAUUAACGAUAAGACUGCAUUGAAGCUUGAUAAUACUGGAAAGGCAAUAUUGACGGUUCUUCGACACCUUGGUCGCAUAACUGAAAGCCGGGUUGGGCAUCACCGUGUGAUCAUUCUAUUAAGGCCUCAGUGAAUGUACUUUGCCUUCUCAGAUUAUUUGAAAUAUGCUCGGUUCCAUUUGUUUUCUUCUGCUGUUCAUUCUCAAUGUUGCAUGUUAAGACUUGGUAUGAGAUGCCAUACCCUCAAAAAGAAGGUGCAGUUGUUGUAAGUUCAUGUGAAAAAAUGCUUAAAACUAGUCAAGUUCUUGGAAGAAAUGGUUCAUAUGAGUUAGACCUUUGUUUGAACUACUUUGUGUGGCGCAAAUUGGAGUGUGUUCUUCAAAUUCUUCCAUAUAUGCCCGGCGAAAUCCCCAUAGUUACCUGCAUGGGUUCGAUCAGUAG